GCUGCUAGGCUUGCGAUUGCCGCUCGCUCCAGCUGAGCUAAGAGUAGCAGCAGCACCAGGGCAGGGACUGACUCCAGCCCUUGGACUUAGGACAUCGCAACACCUUCCCUUGCGUGCGUGACUCAUUCGCACAUCCUUUCUGUUUAUGCCUGGGGUGGGGAGAAAAAUCCCAAACCAGCUGUGUAAAUGAGUAUGGAAGAUUAUGAUUUCCUGUUUAAAAUUGUUUUAAUCGGCAAUGCUGGUGUGGGGAAGACGUGCCUAGUCCGACGGUUCACUCAGGGUCUUUUCCCCCCAGGACAAGGAGCCACAAUUGGAGUUGAUUUUAUGAUUAAGACAGUGGAGAUUAAUGGUGAAAAAGUAAAGCUCCAGAUCUGGGACACAGCAGGUCAAGAGAGAUUUCGGUCCAUCACCCAGAGUUAUUACCGAAGCGCCAAUGCCUUGAUCCUCACCUAUGACAUAACCUGUGAGGAAUCCUUCCGUUGCCUUCCUGAGUGGCUGCGGGAGAUAGAACAAUAUGCUAGCAACAAGGUCAUCACUGUGCUAGUGGGCAACAAGAUUGAUCUGGCUGAAAGGAGAGAGGUCUCCCAGCAGAGAGCUGAAGAAUUCUCAGAAGCUCAGGACAUGUAUUACCUGGAGACCUCAGCCAAGGAAUCCGAUAACGUGGAGAAACUCUUCCUUGACUUGGCGUGCCGCCUCAUCAGUGAAGCCAGGCAGAACACACUUGUGAACAAUGUAUCCUCACCCUUACCUGGAGAAGGGAAAAGUAUCAGCUAUUUGACUUGUUGUAAUUUCAACUAAAGGCUGAGGCAAGGAGAAGCAAGAGGAAUCAGCAGUUGCCCUGAUGGGCCACCAAUUGCUGGGGAGAUCUGGCGAUGACUAUGGGUCCCGCUCUAGGACCUUCUGACUCCUGUGGGCUCCUGAGCUUACAAAGCAUGGCAGGCCAAGGGCCUCGUCCACAGGCCAGCAUUAGCAGAACAUAUAAUGGUUUCACCCUUUUGCAGUCUGGAGUCGGAUCAAGGAGAAAAUUGCACUAGGCGCUCCAUGAUCUGCAGAGCAUGUUGCUUUUGUUUUUUUUAAAAAAGCAAGUAAAAUGCAUUCCUGAACACAGUCCAGGGGGAGACGUACUGUAGGGAUCCCUCCUGCACGUCAGUGGGUGCAUGUGGGGGCUGCUCUUUAGGGCUUCUGGGGGCCCUGGUUUUCUUGUCUACCAGGUAAACCAAAACUGGGAACGCCAAGUCCUGUCUCUGGUGCGUGUUGAUAGCUCCAUGGAGAUUUUGAAAAGUGUUAUUUCUCUUUUCCAUGGGCACUUUCAAGAACUUUGGGAUGUAAAAAUGAAACGAAACCUUUACCCGUGACAACAGUAGCAAUCAUUGUUUUAUUAAUGUAUACAAGCUCCAUGACUCCUUUUGGUGCUAAUGAUUCCACUCUUUCACAGACCAAACAUUUUAGUACAUUGAUGUCCUUAAAUACAUUUCAUAGAAAUAAAAACGAAACAAAACAAAAAAAAGAAAAAAGGGAAGUCCAUUAAUCAGCUGUCUUUCUCAAAGUCUCAUUAUCACCUUUUCUAGGGUAGAUUUGUUGGGAAAGAGAAUACUUUCCUUUCCUGUUCCCCUCUAAAUCUCUACCACUUUCUUCUUCAAUUCUCCCAUCUUUCCUGCCCUUUAAGUAAAUGAAAAAGUUUGAAAAAUG
Aethalodelphis obliquidens (Pacific white-sided dolphin) is the source of this 1689-nucleotide messenger RNA. RefSeq names its product RAB30, member RAS oncogene family (gene RAB30). Gene Ontology annotation, biological process: Rab protein signal transduction. NCBI's taxonomy places the organism in Eukaryota, Metazoa, Chordata, Mammalia, Artiodactyla, Delphinidae. Gene Ontology annotation, molecular function: GTPase activity; GTP binding. The coding region runs from base 187 to 798 and encodes 203 amino acids. The transcript is spliced from 5 exons. The record is from RefSeq and is a predicted model, not a curated record.